AUGGAGAACUUCCAGUACAGCGUCCAGCUGAGCGACCAGGACUGGGCUGAGUUUUCAGCCGCCGCUGAAGAGUGUGGCCUCCUGCAGGCCGGCCUGGCCUCUGGGGAUGAACCCUUGUCUAGCGACACUGACCAAAGGGACAGCAGUGGCAGCAGUCCCCCAGGACCCUCACCCCUUCUCGAGGGGCAGCUGGCUCAUGGAGGAAGUAGCUGGCCCAGCUUUGAGGAGGAGGACAAGGCCGCCACCCGGCAGCUGGUCAGCAGGUCUUGGCACGAGCCCAUGCUGGCCCCAGAGGCCGGUCAGCAGACGCCCAGCACGUCCGCACGGUCAGAAGCUCGGCUGUCCCUCAGCUCUGGUGCCACCCCUCUCAUCCAGGGCUCAUCCCUCCCGGGGACAGUGUCUUCCAGAGACGAGAUGCAGAGGCUUCUGCAGGGGCCAGCCCCCCGGGGCCCUGCCCCUACUUCCGUUGGUGAGCCCGCUGGGAGUCCUGAGUCCCCUGGCCGCAGUGCUGCCCCCCAGAGGUCCCCUGGCAGCCCUGGAGCCCCGCCAAGAAGCCCUGGCCGAAAGAAGAGGCGCACUGCAGGCACCAAAGCGGGUGGGCACUCGGGUGGCCCAGGCCCUGCUGCCACCCAGCUGGGUUCGCCACUGCUCACAGAGGCCAGGCCUGAGGACAGCCUUGGCCCUGCUGGGUCCAGGGGGAAGGGUCUCCCAGCAGGAGCAGCAAAGCAGACAGGAGGAACUGGGCAGAUUGAGCUGGGGCCAGAGUCUGCAGGAGCCCCCGAGCAGGUGGCCAGACAAGGGCCAGGUGUGGACCUGUCUAUGUCUGUCCCUACUACUGAGCAGGGAACAGACCGACUUGGAAUGAGCCCCAGAGCUGAGCCAUGCGCUCCUACACCCGCCUCUGAACCUCAACCCGAUGAGCCUCAGCGUACACCCGCCUCUGAACCUCAACCCGAUGAGCCUCAGUCUACACCCGCCUCUGAACCUCAACCCGAUGAGCCUCAGUCUACAGCCACCUUCAAGUCUAGACUGGAUGUGGACCUGCUUGUGCCGGGCCCAGUGGUCCAGCCAGAGGUGGAUUCAUCUGUGCCUGCCUCAAAGGCUGUACCAUGCACAGCUCUGCCUCAUCUUGUGCUCGAGGCUGGAUCUGAUGUGGGUGUGUCUACACCACCUGCUCCCACACCCCAGGCUGGGCCUGACAUGGUGGAAGCAGAGGUUGCUCCCGUGGCCAAGCUGGGUUUGAGCCCUGUUCAGUCUCUAGAGGGGCGCCAACAGAAGCCCAGAGGGGAGCCCUCAAUAGAUGACUCUGGACACCACACUGGGGAGCCCCCUCUAGGCUCCAUCCAAGCACCCAAGAAGAAGAAAGUGCGAUUCUCCAUGGCUGUGCCCAGCUCCGAAGAGGCAGGGUCAGAAGAGGCCUCAGGCCCACCCUCUCCAGCCACAGCCCCCAGGAUAGCAGCUGGGGGCCACAGAGGCUCUGGAGCCUGGGACUCUGUGGCAGUUGGGCCCCGGAGCCCCCAGCCUCGGAUUCUGAAGCACCUGCCCCCCCCUGCCCCCUCUGCCUCUGUGGGGACAGGGCCCAGGAGCUGCUUUGCGGUGACCCUCCCGGAAGCCUAUGACUUCUUCUUUUGUGACACCAUUAAGGAGGAAGACGAAGAGAAUGAGGGGACAGCAGAGGCUGCCCAGGCUCCAGCCGAAGUCCAGUGGCCGGAUGUGUGUGAGUUCUUCUUCCAAGACAGCCAAGCCCAGAGGUUGGAGCACCAGGAGGGCCGCUCCGAGGCCCCACCCCUACAGGCUGGGCCUGUGCUGGCCCCUCCACCUGGAGACCCCAUGCCAAUCUCCAUCCCUGAGGCCUAUGAACACUUCCUCGAUGAGGACAGGUCAGGGGGCACGCUGGGGCCAGCCGCCCUUCUCCAGGUGCAGGCCACAGAGCCCCCCAGGUCAGUCCUCUGGGGAGUGGGGACUGGCGCCCCACCAGAGUCCGGCCCAGCCACAGUGGAACAGCUCACCCUGGCCAUCAGGGAAGCAGUGGCACCCCGGGGUCCCCUCACCUCGUUCACCUUCAGCCAGAAAGACAUGUGCAUGGUGUUCGUAGCCUUUGCUACCUGGGCUGUGAGAACAUCAGACCUGCAUGCCCCAGAUGCCUGGAAAACAGUUCUGCUGGCCAACAUUGGCACCAUCUCUGCCAUCCGAUAUUUCCGUCGGCAGGUGGAGCGGGGCCGCCACAGCCGCAGUCGCAGCCCCAGCCCCAGCUCUAGCCCCAGCCCCUAG
Molecule: messenger RNA, 2271 nt
Organism: Rangifer tarandus platyrhynchus (Svalbard reindeer)
Lineage: Eukaryota; Metazoa; Chordata; Mammalia; Artiodactyla; Cervidae
Source: the annotation of a GenBank genome assembly